Molecule: messenger RNA, 3768 nt
Organism: Tympanuchus pallidicinctus (lesser prairie-chicken)
Lineage: Eukaryota; Metazoa; Chordata; Aves; Galliformes; Phasianidae
Gene: ZC3H12D
Product: zinc finger CCCH-type containing 12D
Exons: 7
Coding region: 601-2430 (609 amino acids)
Biological process (GO): nuclear-transcribed mRNA catabolic process, RNase MRP-dependent; 3'-UTR-mediated mRNA destabilization
Cellular component (GO): nucleus; cytoplasmic ribonucleoprotein granule
Molecular function (GO): RNA endonuclease activity; mRNA binding; metal ion binding
Source: RefSeq, a predicted model, not a curated record
AGUCAAGGAUUUGCAGAUGCAAGGGGGAAAAACUAACUUGGUGAUGAAGUAUUCGUGGUAGAAAGUUGCCCAUUCAUCCCCAAAUUCCUGUACCCAGCUCUGACUACUGGCUGCUGUGGAUCCCUGCCCGCAAGCAUUUGACUCAUCUUUGCCAUGACUCAGAAAUGUAUUGGGAACCCUUUUUUUUUUUUUUUUUUUCCCUUUUGAAAAAUGAAGUGAAAGUUUAUCAACCUGUACGGUUAAAUGAAAGACCAGCGAGCCAAAUGAGGAAGUAAACCCUUCCUUUAGAAUGAGCUCUAACCUGCUCACAGCACUUGUUUGCUCUCUGCUGACUGCAGCCCUGCCUUAAGGCUCUCCAUACCAGGCAGCUUCCUUCUGGCUGCCCUGAGCAGCUCCCAGCAGCCCACAGUGAUGGCACCAUGGGGAUCGGACAGGUAACAUAGGAUUUUCUUCCAACCACUACCCAUGACAGCCUUCAAAAAACAAGCUGCUUCUCUGAAUACAAAAACAACAGGAAAAUAUUAACUCAGGCAUCACUGGAACAGCUGAUGCCUGCUGGACGAGGACGGGAAGACAGAAGCACAUUUGGAAGGAAGGCAGAUGCCUGCUAGGAUGGCCCUGACCAGUUCAUUUUCCAGCAAGCCAGUACCACCAGGCUCCGAAGGAGUUUCAACAGGGAGAGAAGUUCACCAGAGCAAGCUGGACUUUUUCUGUAAGCUAGGCUAUGGUAAACAGGACAUCUGCAAAGUGCUGGAGAGCCUGGGCCAAGAGGCCCUGGAGGAUGAUGUGCUCAAAGAGCUGAUUCGGAUGGGGAGAAAACCUCAAGCUCUGGAGAGCCAGGCUCAGCCUCCCCAACUAAAACUUGUAGCCCGUGGGUCGUGCAGCACCUCAUCAGUGCCAAAGUGGCUCGGAGAAGAGGAAGGUGAUUCCUCCAGUCACUUGAGAGCCAUUGUGAUUGACGGCAGCAAUGUAGCAAUGAGCCAUGGAAACAAAGAGGUCUUCUCCUGCUGGGGGAUCCGCCUGGCUGUGGACUGGUUCCGAGAAAGGGGACACACCUACAUCAAGGUUUUUGUCCCCCUCUGGAGGAAGGAGCCCCCUCGACAAGACAGUCCCAUUGCAGAUCAGCACAUUCUUGAAGAGCUUGAGAAGCAAUCAAUCCUUGUGUAUACCCCAUCUCGGAAGGUGAAAGGCAAGAGGGUAGUUUGCUACGAUGAUCGCUAUAUUGUGAAGGUUGCUUACGAAAAAGAUGGGGUCAUUGUUUCCAAUGACCAUUACCGGGAUCUCCAGAAUGAAAAUCCUGAGUGGAAAUGGUUCAUAGAGCAGCGACUACUCAUGUACUCUUUUGUCAGUAAUAGGUUUAUGCCUCCUGAUGAUCCACUAGGCCGGCACGGACCCACUCUUAAUAAUUUCCUCAGCAAAAAGCCAGCACUUCCUGAAUCAACAUGGCAGCCUUGCCCCUAUGGUAAAAAAUGCACUUACGGUAACAAAUGCAAGUUUUACCAUCCCGAGAGGCUGCAUCAAGCUCAGCUGUCAGUUGCUGAUGAGCUCAGAGCCAGAACAAAAGUGCCCAUGAGCAUGGGGAAGGAGGAGGAGGUGUGCAACUGCUCUCCAUAUUGGACUGGCAGAGAGCCUAUGACUCACAACCCUGUCACAGAAAUGCCACAGGGAGCCAGCAGGAGCAUGAGGGCUUCUUGCUAUGCAGCAUGGUCCCCAGACAGAUACCAGCCAGCUGAUGCUUGGGCCAUCAGUUCCAACUCUGGCCUGGAGCUGGACGGGAAACCAGAAGCCCUCGGAGCCCAUCCCCUCGUGGGAGACAUGGCAGCACUCUUCAUCAGUGACAAGGUGUACUCUGGACCAGCGUGCACCUCAAAGGACAAAGAUGUGUCUGACAGCCCUCAUAGCUGCUGUAGCCUGAGGCACAACCCCUUUCUGCUGCACCACCACCACCACUGCUUGGAUUGCACCUGCUUACCAGGGAGCCCCUUCCAGCACUCAGUGAUCCCACCUGCUCCAGGCAGGCACCAGGAGCACUGCUGGCCCCAGGAGUGCUGGUCUGAUGGGUCCCAGUCUGGGCCAGUCCUGGAGGCACAGCAGCGGCAGCACCUUCCUCCAUCCUCUGUGAUGCCUCUAGCUGAGCCACUGCAAGUUUACAGAGAGAGGCCCCAGUGCUGUUUCCCCAGCCACCCCUUUCUGCUGGAUGCCAGCAGCACGCCUGACUUCUUCCAGAAAGCCUCUGCUCAGCCCAGUGCUGCUUACUGUGGUUACUGGCCACCCCAUGCUGCAAGACCUCCUGCCCAGCAAACAAGUGUCCACAGGGAGCUGUGCACUAUUUUCCCCUGUGCCGAAGUGAAUCGAGUCAUGGCACUGUACCCUGAGAUCAAGGAUAUCGCUAGCUUGACAUUACUGAUUCAAAGACACAGAAACUUGUGACGUCUCCAGGUUAAACCUUUCCCACCAAGUGCAGAGCUGCUACUCUCAGGUUUACCUGAGUGUUACCAAAGGGCUUUAUGAGUUGAGUUACAGCUGUUCAAGUAGCAUACAGCUGAGCGUCAACCAGUUAUGAUGCAUGGGGCAUUGAGUCAAGACAAUUGCUGUGGUUCACAGCGGUAGGAUCUUGUCUACUUCACUUGGGAGUGAGUAGGAAGCCUUCAGUUUAAUAACUGAGCUGCCAGCAUGUGAACCUCAUGUGUUUCUAAUGUGCUGUUUAAAUACCACCAAGGAGCUAUUCUGCGUGGGUCCCAUUAAAGGGAUCCUCAUAACAUUCAUCACGACUAGUCUGCUCAGCUAGCUGAAAAAAAAAGUGAUUUGGCAUAUUUCCCCUAACAUGGGGCUGUACUUCCUGCUAGAAGGCAUCUUUGGGCCCAUGUAAUUACCUGAUGGCUUUAAUUACAAGGCAAUCAUGUCCUAGGCCUUUAAAAAACCCAACUAGUGUUUAUGAACCAAUGCUGUGAACCCACAGGAUUACUAAUAGAGGUAGCAAAGAAAGACCCCAGAGUGCUUGGAAGCAACUGCAGGUAUGUUUCUCAGGGCUCAUGCACAAUAAGUCAAGUGAGGGAAGUUCUCCAUAAUAUAAGUAAGUCCUAUUGCAGUUUGAAAGCUCAGGGCUGUUCUUUGAGUUAACAUAGAAGAUAGCAAAGGAAAAUAAUAGUAAUAGUCUCUCUGGACUGCUUCUGUCCUAGUAAACAAGAAAAAACAUUGUUGAAUUAACCCUUAAUUACCAAACGUGAUCCCAUAAUGCCACUAUACAGAUGAUUUAUGAUGACAAAUAUUUAAACUCUAUUCUGCUGGGACAUGUUUGAUUUUCAGUAAGCUGUAAAGCUAUUCAUCUUUGUGUUAUUCCACUGAAUUUUUUUUUUUAAGUUAAAAUUCAAGUGUUAAGGUUGAUCCUGAAUGUUUUUUGGCGUUUUACCAAAGUUUAAGUAUGUCAGUAUGACAGAUCUUAAGAAUUAUUUAGCAUGUUAUAAAAUGAACACCUAGAACACUUUGCUCUGAAUAUGUUCUGGUUUUUUUAUUCAUUCCUUUUAGUGCUGAUGGAUAAUUAGGUCCAACAUUUAGGUGGCCUUUACAGAAUCUCAUAUGCAUUAGAGAAUCUCUAGUGGGUUCUUCUUAGAAGUACAGUCAGGCAAUAAUUAAACCUAGCUCACACUGAAUGCUCUUGGUUUGGAAAGGCGACCAAGCAGAAGUAAUUUACCUUUAGUGUCACUGUCACAUGAUGCAUUUUUUGUAUUUGUGAGAAGAUUCUUCAGGAAAUAAACCAAAUCAGCUGAU